This is a messenger RNA of Phytophthora nicotianae INRA-310, 1473 nucleotides long. RefSeq lists its product as hypothetical. Bases 1 to 1473 code for a protein of 490 amino acids. Gene Ontology annotation, biological process: monosaccharide transmembrane transport. The transcript has a single exon. Gene Ontology annotation, cellular component: membrane. The record is from RefSeq and is a predicted model, not a curated record. Gene Ontology annotation, molecular function: hexose transmembrane transporter activity. Lineage: Eukaryota; Oomycota; Peronosporomycetes; Peronosporales; Peronosporaceae.
AUGACUGACAGCUACGUCGAAAUCGGAUCACCCAAGCCGAUCACGGCAUUCGACGACGCCACCAAAUUGGCUGCUCGUCUCAUUAAACCCAAGCCGAUCCUGUACACGAGCAUGUUCCUAUUAUGGCUGCAGCCCUUCCAGAGCGGGUGGUCCACGGCCCAAAUGAACCUGUCGCAAUACAACGACACGGACGAGUGCAAUGCACGUCCGACAGCCGAAGAUACUUGUCUGAUGUUCCCAGGACACUCGAAACUCCAAUGGACGUUCGCCGUGAACGCCUGGAUCUUCGGUGCCAUGAUCGGAUCUCUAAGCUGCGGCCACUUCAGUGACAAGUACGGACGGAAGAAAACGUUAAUGGGAAAUUGCAGCUUCAUGAUUCUCGGUGGGGUAGUACAAGCUUCCGUGUCGAAUAUUUGGGCGUUUGCUGUUGGUCGCUUAAUCUCCGGGUUGGCGUCCGGUACUGCAACGGGAACGAUCGGUGCCUAUGUAAACGAACUGUCGCCUCCACAUAUGCGCAACACUUUGGGUCUGGGACUGCAGAUCUUCACGACGUUAGGGAUUCUAGUCCCUGCGAUCUGCUUCUUCUUCGCCAACACGAGUAGCGGUUGGCGCUAUUUGGCUGCGUUCCCGUGUAUUCUAGCUGUCAUUUACCUGGUGUUGGCACCGUCGAUGACCAUUGAAAGUCCUGCGUGGCUACUAACUCAAGGCCGAACGGAUGAAGCCAAGCAAGUGAUCGCGAACUUGUAUGGCGAGGAGCAUGUGAGCACUGCCAUGUCGUGGCUGGAAGUGAGCAAGCCACACGUUGAGGACGAUUCCAGCUCUUCUAGAGACUCGAUGUUUGCUCCACGCUACCGCAUGCAGUUAUUCGGUGGUCUAUUGUUGUCCUGUGCACAACAAUUAUCCGGUAUCAACGCCGUAUUUUACUAUUCCGGUAGUAUUUUCUCGGAUGCUGGGAUCUCGGACUCACGGAUUGGCACACUUAUUAUCAACUUUAUCAAUAUCUGGCCAGCAUUCUUCACGGGGGUAGUGGCUAAUCGCUUUGGAGCUCGUAACAUGAUCCUUUGGGGGCUGGCGGGAAUGAUUGUUAUGGCUGUGGGCAUGACGGUGGCUUUCGUGGUUGAGCUACCUGCUUUAUCGAUCGUGUUCACUGCGUUGUACGUGAUUGCGUUCGGAGUGACGCUUGGUCCGCUGGUGUGGGUGAUGACUGCGGAUAUAUUCCCAGAUUCGAUCCGAGCGAGCGCGUCAUCGCUGUGUAUUGGCGUUAAUUGGCUGUGUAACUUGAUCGUGGGUGUGGCGUACCCGUACGUCUCGGAUGCACUUAAUGACUACGCGUACGUUCCAUUUGUAGCACUGCUGGUAGUUUUCUAUUUGCUGGCGCUGAAACUCGUACCAGAGACAUCGGGUAAGUCGGCGGAGGAAAUUCUGGCUGAAUACGACUCACGUUGUGGCAAGCACACAACUGCACUUGAUUAA